Molecule: messenger RNA, 507 nt
Organism: Austrofundulus limnaeus
Lineage: Eukaryota; Metazoa; Chordata; Actinopteri; Cyprinodontiformes; Rivulidae
Product: fibrosin-1-like protein
Source: RefSeq, a predicted model, not a curated record
ACACACACACACACACACACACACACACACACACACACACACACACACACAGUCCAGUGUGUGUUAUUUGUUAUUACACGGUGCGGGGUGCGUGUAGGCGUGCACGUCCUGUGGAGUUACAUUUUUUUUUCUUCACUUCCCCUCCCUCUCUCCCUCUCUUAAUCCCUAUUUAAUUGACACUACAUGUUUUCUAACAACAUGGACGGCAAACUGAAGCCGCAGGGUCGGAGGUGCCGGGCCAAGCGGGAGAGAGUGCGGAGGCUGCGGGAGCCCGGGAGCCGAGAAGCCCGCAGCCCGGACCCCAACUCCUCCUGCUCCGACAGGGAGGGACACGGUCCCGGGAGAGACGCCGCCUCCCUGGCCGGUAAAAAGGCGCCGCGCCCCGCCGCAGCCACCACCAGAGCCCCCCGUCCCCCCCGGAGGAAGAGACGCGAGUCCAGCUCGCAGGAGGAGGAUAUCAUUGAUGGAUUUGCUAUCACCAGUUUCACCAGCCUGGACCGCCUGGAG